Molecule: messenger RNA, 696 nt
Organism: Danaus chrysippus (African queen)
Lineage: Eukaryota; Metazoa; Arthropoda; Insecta; Lepidoptera; Nymphalidae
Source: the annotation of a GenBank genome assembly
AUGUGCUGUUUUGGUGCUUGGGAGAUACUAAAGUCAUCUUUGUAUAUAUUAUCCACUGGGGCUGGUGCUUAUGUUGUGGAAACGAAUAACCUGGAGUGGAACACACCAUUUCCAGCGGUUACUGUUUGCAAGCAUACGGAUAUGGAAGCGGUUAAACAGUACCUGAAGAAGUUUCAACCAAUAGAAACCGAGUUUGGUAGCUGUUAUGUUUUUAACUCUGCUCUUUUAAAUAACGCUAGUCUAUUGACAGUUAAUAGGACAAUCGGCCUGCCUGAUUUAGUAUUUCACGUCAGAAAAAUUGUAGCGGUACGGAUUCACGCUCCUGGAGAUAUUGUUUCAGGCGGAAUGUUAAACAUAUUACAAGUUCAAUCAGUGCCAUUGGUUACUGAGAUGGAUGUAAUGCUGAGGGCUGAACCAACAAUUAAUGACGAAUCAGUUAAAACUCUAUCCGAGGCAUCACGAGACUGUCUAUUCGAUGAUGAGCGACCUUCUUUCCCUGACUGGCCCUUCGAAUAUUACACCCGGAGUGCUUGCAUUUUGUAUUGCAGGGCGCUUGCUCAAAUGAAUCGUUGUAAUUGUACACAUCACUUUUUAGCAAAAAUAGUUGACAUGGGUGGUAUCGGUGGAGUGUUUUUCGGUGCUUCCCUCCUCAGUGUCAUAGAAUUGAUUUAUCUCCUUUGCAUCCGACGUAACUGA